Dictyostelium discoideum AX4 is the source of this 2688-nucleotide messenger RNA. RefSeq names its product cwfJ family protein. The record is from RefSeq and is a predicted model, not a curated record. Lineage: Eukaryota; Evosea; Eumycetozoa; Dictyosteliales; Dictyosteliaceae. The transcript has a single exon. The coding region runs from base 1 to 2688 and encodes 895 amino acids. Gene Ontology annotation, cellular component: nucleus.
AUGUCAGACGACGAAUGGAUCGAAGUUAAAGAAAAUUCUGAUAGUGGCAAAAGAAAGAAAAAAGAAAAUAAAGAAAAGAGUAAUAAAAAAAAUAAAAGUGAAAAUGAUAAAAGUAAUAAUUUUCAAGAAAACCCAAAAGAUGAAGUAAAAAGAGAUGAUUGGAUGUCAUUACCAAUCAACAAUGGUGGUGCUGGUAGCGAUAAGUUUGAAAGCGAGUCAUGGUUACAACAAUUUAAUAAGAAUCAAGAUAAACAAAGCGAGAGAGAUAAAAAGAGAGAAAGGGAUGAAGAAUUGACCCGAAUUUUAUCAAAGACAUCUGGUUUAGUUAAAUCAUUGGAUAUCUUAAGAGAUAAUUUAGAAGGAGGAGAUAAAAAUAGUAAUAAUCAAACAUCAUCUUCAUCAUCAUCAUCAUCAUCAUCAUCCUCUACCAAUGAUGCUAAACCUUCAUAUUUUGUUGGAGAUGGUGGGGCCUCUUGGAGAGCAAAGAAAUUGUUACGUUCAAAACAACAAGCAAUCGAAACAGAUACUGAUUUAAAUAAGGUAUUAAAUGAAAGAUUCGAUCAAUCAGAGAUAAAUAAAAUAGAAUCAUCAUCAUCAUCUUCUUCAAAAUAUCCAUAUCAUACAGGAAGUCAUCGUCAUAGAUCAAAAGAACCAACAAAAGAUUAUCUCUUAAAUGAUGACAAAACUGAUGACAUUUCACAACAAAUGAAAAAACCAAAUCAAUUCUCUCAAUUAAAAUGGGGAAAAUCUUCUUCGUCAUCUGAAAGAGAUAGAGAUAGAGACAGAGAUAGAGACUAUAGAGACAGAGACAGAGAUAGAGACUAUAGAGACAGAGACUAUAGAGACAGAGAUAGAGACAGAGACAGAGAUAGAGACUAUAGAGAUAGAGAUAGAGACAGAGAUAGAGAUAGAGACAGAGAUAGGGAUAGAGAUAGAGGCAGAGACAGAGAUAGAGACUAUGAAGAUAGGAAUAGAAGUAGAGAUAAUGAAGAUAGUGGUAGAAAUGAUAAAGAUAGUGGUAAUUAUGAUAAUAGAACUCAUUAUGAUAAAGAAAGUGAAAAUUUUAAAAGAAAUGAAGGAUUCAUUACCGAAAAGCACAAGAAUGAAGCAAAGAGAGAUGAAAAAAGGUAUGAGGUUGUAAGAACUGAGCAACCAAGGCUUGAAGAUUAUGUCAAAAAAGAAAUAAAGCCAAAUGAAUCAAAUGAAUCACAUGAAUUAAAUAAUACAAUUAUAUCACCUGCAACAGCAGCAGCAACAACAACAACAACAACAACUUUACCAACAACUUCUUCAACUUUACCAACAACAACAACAACAACAACAACAACAACAACAACAACAACAACAGCAACAACAACAGCAAUUAAAAAACCAAUGAACUUAAAUAAAUUAUCGGGUGAAUUAAUGAAAGCAAAAAUGAUUGGAGAUAAAGAAAAAAUUGAAAAAAUUGAAAGCCAAAUUAAGCAAUUAAAAGAAUCAACAUCAGCAUCCACAACAACAACCACCACCAAUUCAACAAUAGUAGAAUCAACAAACAACAAUACUAUUGAUAAUUCAUCAAAAAUAAAAUUAUCAGGUUUAGAUCAAUUUGGUAGAAAGAUAUUUUUAAAUGAAAAGAAUAAUAUAUCCAGUACAACAACAUCGAAUAGAGAAAAGGAAGAACAAGAGAAAUUGAAAUCAAUGGAUCCAAAGAUUAGAGAAAGAUUUGAUUUAAAAAAAGGAGAACAAGAACAAAACCAAUACUAUAGUGAUGAUAAACAUUAUGAUUUGGAAACAUUGGUAUCAAUGGAAAAGAAACAAUCACGAACAUUUGAGAGUAGUAGAGAUAUGGAUUAUGAUUUCUUAAAGACAAUAUCGAAAUCAAAUGCAUGGACAAAGGAUGAUCGUGAAGAUUUUGGUCCUGAAUUUGAUAAGUCAAAUCAAAAACAACCAUCAGAAAAGAAGAGAAAAGAGGCACAAGGGAAAGAUAUUCAAAGAUUCAAAGAAAAAGCCAUUGAAUCUGAUCGCCGUGUUUCUAUGAUUUUAGAUAAAUGUUGGUAUUGUCAAUCCAAUGUAAUAAAAGAGAUGGUGAUUGCAACUGGAACAUCUUGUUAUUUACAACUACCAAGUAGAGGUCAAUUAGCAAGUGGUCAUUGUCAAAUUAUACCAAUUGCUCAUACAAUUUCUUGUGUAGAAACUGAUGAAGACACUUGGGAUGAAAUUCAAAACUUUAAGAAAUGUUUAAUUCAAAUGUUUGCAAAACAAGAUCGUUAUCCAAUCUUUAUUGAAACCGCUAUGAAAUUUAAACAACAACGCCACACCAUCAUCGAUUGUAUUCCUUUAACCUACGAUAACUUUACAACUGCUCCAGCUUACUUUAAAAAAUCCUUAAUCGAAAGUGAAAGUGAAUGGGCACCUCAUAAACUAAUCGAUACAAUAAAGAAAGGUGGACUUAAAAAUUCAAUCCCAAAAGGAUUUCCUUAUCUUUGGGUUGAAUUUGGUUAUAAACAAAUUGGCUAUCUUCAUCCAAUCGAUAAGGAAUCCGAAUUUCCACAUGACUUUGCUAAAACGGUUGUAAUGGGAAUUUUAGAAUUAAAUUUAGAUGAUAUUCAUAAUAAAAGAAGAUCAAAAUCUGAUGAAAGUUAUUUAAUUAAAAAUUUUAAACAAAAUUUUGAUCCGUUUGAUUGGACUAAACAAUUAUAUGAUUAA